Sycon ciliatum is the source of this 3302-nucleotide messenger RNA. Its product is annotated as mucin-2-like. Gene Ontology annotation, molecular function: DNA binding. The transcript has 4 exons. The record is from RefSeq and is a predicted model, not a curated record. NCBI's taxonomy places the organism in Eukaryota, Metazoa, Porifera, Calcarea, Leucosolenida, Sycettidae. Bases 424 to 1989 code for a protein of 521 amino acids.
UCUAUCAUGUAGCAUAGUGACUAUUUACCUGCAAUACAUCUGACCACCUAUGUUGCUACGUGCUGCUGUUGCUUCAGCCUCAGACUCUGAGUACUCGCACAUACUGCCUGGUCGCACCUGCUGUACAAGCCUCAUUCCACAGUGCACCACAGCACACCACGGUACGCACAUCUGUAGCCAUGCUAGGGUGGGACAAUAGCAAUAGUAUCAAGGACAUAUGGCCCACUGUAGCACUUGCAAUCAGCCGUGCUCAGUCGCGUAAGGAGCCUUAUCAAAACCCUGGGCGUUAGUAAAGGAAAGGGUCAGUGCGGACUGGGCAGAAGCGACGACAAGAUCAGCCAAGCAUCUUUGGGGGAAGAUUUACUCCUUCUAUUUUCCUCCUCAUACUGAAGAGCAGUUGCAUGUAUUUGUAGACACUCCGUCAUGACCACAUACUGUGAAGCGCGUCCGGACCUUCCCGACACACCUUCUCCUCCUGUGAUCGCACGCAGUCGGACGAAGCAGUUUAAAAGGACGCGCAGCACUGGUCCUGCGGAUCACCGGGGUGUCCUGCUGUUCGGUAUGGCACAGACACCCUCUCCAUAUCCUUUCCGUGCCGCAGCGGACAGUCCUUGGGUGCUGUCCUCGCCCUGUACACCGACCAACAGUCCACCGCUGCAAACCUUUCCAGCGGCUGCCAUCGUUGUGGAUCGCAUGAUGCCACGCGAAGAGAAGCUCGUGGAGUUGGUAGCCGUUCCUGAGCCACCUUUGUAUUCGCUCAAGAAUGGCCACCAUCACCAUCACCACCAUCACCACCCUCUGCAGCAGGUACAGCAGGUGCAGCCCGCCGCAGUUCAGGCAGUCCCGCACAUGACCAUCACGCAGCCCAGCGCCUGCAUCUCCUUUCCCGCACAGUCCACCUUGCCCGGUGGCAUCAGCAGUCCUGUCGUCACGCACCAAAUGCCACCGGGCUGCACUGCCGCUACCCCAGCCGGACUCCACCCAGCAGGCACACCGGCCUAUCAGCUCGGCUCGCCAAUACAACAGCCCUUGGCGCUGACCACCCUGACCAUAACGCAGCCGCCGUUCAUUCGUUCUGGCCAGCCUGUGCAGAGUACCAUUACGCUGGGCAGCAACGGCCAUCAUCUCUCCGUGUCGCCGUCAUCCAAUGGCCACCAUCCGCCGCCACCCCUCCAACAUCAGCACCGUUCAUCUAGCAACAGCAGGGCGGCAGAGAGUGCACCGGCCUCCUCGACCACGCCUAACUCUACCCACCAACACAGCAGCCAUAGCAACCAACAAACCAACUUGGUGGACGUCUGCAGUGUCAGUGACACGGAGGAUUCGCAGCGCCAUCGCCGUCGCAUCGGCGGCUUCAACUUCGACGACAUGAACACACUGUGGACCACUCCGCAAUCCAAUGCCAAGCAAAACAAGGUUCCAAUGAGCAACGGGAACAGCACUACCAAGGAAACAGCACCGAAACGCACGGCAACAUCGUCAUCAUCGCCGAUUGCAGGUCGUCGUGGCAACAAAUCAUCCAGUGCGGGCGCCAGGACACCGACCACGCCACCCAGCAGUACAACGACAGCGACCAGUCAGAGUGACUCGACACACCAGUACAGAUUCCCGUUCAACAAGCAAAACCCACCAGCAAGGGACUUUGAUAGCAGCAGCACCCCCAGUGGACAGUUGACAAUCACCGUCAAGGCCGGCGAAGAGGAGGAGGCACAGCUGUCGCGAAUGUGCACGGUUCAUCCACGCACUAGAGACAUACGAAUUCGGCGUCUUGAACGACUUCCGAGCCAUCGGCGACACUUCCGCUGUGAGACGUGCACCGAUAUCCUGAAUGACUUUGUCAGUGAACAUGGCUUCUAUCCCACCGACAAUCAGAAGAAGGACUUGUUGAGGAACGUUGGCAUGACGCCCACCAUGCUCAGCUACUGGUUCUCCAACCGUCGCCGCACCUCACCAGUUGGACUGACGUCAUUAACAAGGAAGACUAGAUAACGACUGUUAGGCAUCCGGUAGAUUCACUCCCCCAUCUCUCUCUCUCUCUCUUCUCUCUCUCUCUCUCUCUCUCUCUCUCUCUCUCUCUCUCUCUCUCGCUCUCUGUGUGUGUGUGUCUCUCUCUCUCUCUCUCUCUCUCUCUCUCUCUCUCUCUCUCUCUCUCUCUCUCUCUCUCUCUUUCUCUCUCUCUCUCUCUCUCUCUCUCUCUCUCUCUCUCUCUCUCUCCCUCUCUCUCUCUCUCUCUCUCUAUCUCUCUCUCUCUCUCUCUCUCUCUCUCUCUCUCUCUCUCUCUCCUUCUGCACGUUACUGGUAUGUUGGAAAAUUGCUUCGACUAGGGAUGAGCAGUUGGGCAGAGAAAGCAUCAGCAGCUGACGGAUCAUGGCCUCACUGCCCAUAAGCUGUUCUACCAGUGUUGAGCAUUCCUACUAUAGCACUGGUACCACUCUGUGGCUGUAGCACCUCGAUAUUACCAGCUCUAACUUUGCUAGCUUUGCCUUUAACUUCCACCUAGUUGAUAAAAUGGUUUGCUGUGCUACGUCUUUUGCGCUGAUAGUGUUAUAAGAAUUUUCUUUCAAGAGAAUGAAUUUGAAGACCCCACUGCAGCUGUAUUUUUUUGUAUUCACGUAUUUUCUCUCCAAAUACGAAACAUACCACGAUUGACCUAGGUCUGACACACUCAAUAUUGUAGACUUGCGUUGCCUUCAUCAAUAAUUUCUCCGCACAGCAGUCGUAUUUUGGGGCACUGAGUAACUAUGGCACCCCUGUAGGUAGCACUCAACGUAAUGUGUUCAAGAUAAGCUUCGUAUGCAGUGAGGUUCAAGGCGUAUAUGUACAAUAGCCUGAGCAGUAAUCAACUCAAUAAUUUCCUUCUACCUGUAAAUUCAAGGUUAGUUAAACUGAAAUCUCCUUUUUGCAUACCGGUACUACUAGUAGUAGUACUCUGCCAUGGUGCAUGUACGCUGCAUGACACUGUGUUCCAAAGACAAAGUACAUGUAUAUGCCUCAGCGAAUGGUACGUACGAAUCCCAAGCUAAGAUGUGUGUUGCUUUGUAGAAAUAAAACCAUGAAGCUGUUGCUCAACUACCAGUAAGUUACUUGUCCUCUUCCGUUCUACCUCUCUGAGCACUUAUACGUUACAUUGUUUCGUACAAUUCUGCAUGCUUUUCCCAGUCACAUAAAUACUUUUAAAUUAAACUGCAGGUAAUGUUAUCUCUCGCUCUCUGUUUUAUGCAGUCAAAGUGUAACGCUAUAUGUGUCUUCCAGGUUGCUAAUAGUUAUUAUACUGGUCGAAAAAUACAAUAAUUCAAACGGCG